AGCCCAGCUAUCCAAACACGUGCACUACUCGACGGCACUGCUUCCUGUACACUCGAAGGCCAUGCUCUUAUCCUAUCGCCAAACUCAGCAUAUUUCUGCAAUAAAGCUACUCCCACCAUGCUUGCAGAACUUCGCUUCGACAAUCUUCAUAAUAUGGCUUCAACAAAAUCCAGAGCACAACGCAAGAAGCCGCAAACGGUUUUGUUGAUGCCAAACAUUUUUGCUUCGGCUGCAAGAGCUCACCACCACAUGCAAGGUGCCGUACAUCCCCACCAUCAUGAGCACCAUGAACAUCAUCAUCACGCUGCUCAUCCUUACCACCCGCACCAUAGACACCAUGUGAGUUCAGAUUUACCAUUUUCUCCUUACUACAGUGCGACUAUCUCGUCGUAUUCUCCACCGCGACCAUACCGUUUCUACUCUGAAUACCUUCGCUUUCAGCUAGAGGAAGACGUCGAGGAGAUCGUCAAUCAAAUAAUGGAAGAAAUCGUCGUGGAGUCGCAGAAAGAACCAAAAGAGCCGCAGUUUGCUGCAUUAAAGGAGAAAGAGAAGAAGAAGAUCUGCAAAUACAGAAAGUCUUGUUAUGAAACGGGAGUAAAGCCCGUGAUCGACGACGAUUGGUUCUUCUAUCCCUCGCACUGGUGGCCCUCCAAAGAACAAGCGGCAGAGGAGACAGAAGGAGAAGAAGCUCAAAUUGAAGAAGGCGAAGAAGAUCUGCUAGAGAAAAAAUUCCGCUGUAAAUAUCGCUUGUCCUGUUAUCACGAAAAGGGUAUUCCUUUGACUGAAAGAGAAGCUGAAAAGGAAAGGAGAACAAUUCUUGCCAGCAAACAGAAGGUUCAACCUGGAAAGAAAAAGACUCUAAAGGAGAUUGCUGCCCAAACGCUUCAAGACGUGCAAGAGGCUGCAGAGAAAGCUGCAAGGCGUCCUGCUAUAAAAGUCGUUGAGACGAAAUUGACGGCUACACAGGAGAAACUGAAUGAGAAGCUCAACUGCAAAUACAGAAAGAGUUGCUAUGAGACUGGUCAGAAGCCAGUGAUAGAAGAAGGUUGGAAGCUGCCAAUUCCAAUCCAUAUUUUCACCACGGAAUCUGCAGAAACAGUCAGCAAGCAGAUCAACUACAGCGAGCUGAAAGAUUUGGAGAAGAAAGUCUUUUGUAAAUACAGAAAGAGCUGCUAUGAGACAGGCGUCAAACCUGAGAUCGAGCCUGAGAUUUUCAUACAGACGCUUAUCGAUCUUACUACGUUGCAUGAGCAAGUGGAAACUCGAAAGCUCACGCUGCAGGAAAAGUGCAAGUACCGAAAGUCGUGCUACGAGACCGGUAUUAUUCCCGAGAUUAAUCCAAAGUUGGAGGCGGUGAUCCAGAAGGAGGUCAGCGAA
This is a messenger RNA of Strongylus vulgaris, 1377 nucleotides long. NCBI's taxonomy places the organism in Eukaryota, Metazoa, Nematoda, Chromadorea, Rhabditida, Strongylidae. The record is from the annotation of a GenBank genome assembly.